Messenger RNA from Fusarium graminearum PH-1, 951 nucleotides. RefSeq lists its product as uncharacterized. NCBI's taxonomy places the organism in Eukaryota, Fungi, Ascomycota, Sordariomycetes, Hypocreales, Nectriaceae. The transcript has a single exon. The record is from RefSeq and is a predicted model, not a curated record. Bases 1 to 951 code for a protein of 316 amino acids.
AUGAACAUCAUGAAAAAGAAGGCCACUCCUGCGACUACCGCCAUCACCGAGUACCUCGCCGACAAGACUGGGUCGCAUUACCCUAAUGUCUUCAUCGACGUCCCCGAAGCUGCUGAAGUUCGAGUUGGCACCAGUUACGCAAACCCUGCAAGCGCACAUCUAGCCGUCUCUCUCGCCAUUCAACUCUACCGGGACGGGAAGAUCCUCAAUGCAAAGGACGCUGACGCCCUCCAAAGAGGCGACGACGAGAUCAACGUCAGGCGAGGCACUGUCCUCAUUGUCACACCCUAUCACGCUCAGAUAAGUGACAUUAGUUUCUUACUCUCGCAGGUUAGUGUAGCUGAGCUUCCUCCCGGAUUUGUCGAGGCGCGAACUGUCAAUAGUUCGCUCUCGCAUUCGGCUUCUGUCGUGAUCGCGGACAUUGUUCGAACGUGCCGUCGUGGGUUUACUGAUGACCCGGAUUGUGUCGCUGUGAUGUUCAGCCGCGCUGAACUCGCAACAAUCACGAUUGGCCGCGCGAGGGAUAUCCCGAAAGAAUCUCGCUUGGGAAGUUACGUUGAAUUUCUGAAUGACCGUAAUGCCAUAUACUCACUUACAACGAGCAAGUUUCGUCCCCAAUGGACCGAGUGGUGUACCAGGUGCCUUAAACCUGGACAUCUCGCACAUGCGUGCAAGGAGGCACCUCACUGCACCACGUGCGAUGCUCCCCACGCAACUCGCUACUGUCCUCGGGUCGAAGAGAACGCCAUCUCGAACUUUGCGAAAGACCCCGUCACUGCCAACGACGGCAUCUCACGGGAUGUGUUCAUGGGACGCAGAGAAAAACGUGAGGGAAACCGGGUCGCGUUCCGAUCGGAGAACCGUGCAUCACGAAAGCCGCCGGCCAACAAACGUUCGCAGGCGAAGGCCGGAUUCAAACAGGCGCAGAACGGUGUACAGUUACCUGAGUAA